AUGCCUACGGCGUUUGAGAACCUCCAGCCUUUGAUCGAGGCGGAGUUUACCCAAUCGACCCUGACAUUUUACAUGAACGGCUCGAAAGUCGAGCUGAACAACCCUGAUCCGGCGUGGACACUGCUUGACUUCAUCCGAUCGCGACAUGACAGCAAGGGAACGAAACUGGGUUGCGGCGAGGGUGGGUGUGGCGCGUGCACUGUCGUCCUGCAGACCUACCACUCCAGAAAAGGUCGACCCGUGCAUAUCGCUGUGAAUGCAUGUUUAUAUCCCCUUGCUGGCGUGGUUGGAAAGCAUCUUAUCACAGUCGAGGGGUUGGGGAGUGUCGAACGACCACAUCCGUUACAGGAGCGGAUCGCCAAAUUGCAUGGGUCACAAUGUGGCUUCUGCACACCAGGAAUAGUCAUGUCUCUUUAUGCUCUCAUACGGAACGCUUGGGACCCACAAACCCAAGUAUUUGACCUGUCGGCCGAAAAUAUUGAGUUGGAGGGUGUCUUGGAUGGAAAUCUCUGUAGGUGCACUGGCUACAAGCCGAUCCUACAAGCUGCGAAGACAUUCAUCAAGGAAGACCUCAAAGGCAAAGUAAAGGAGCCCCAGCCAGGAAUGGUCGCCGUACCCGUGGAUCAGCUAGACGAUGAUAUCCCAUACAAGUCCGAGGAAGCUCCCGCCAACAGUGGCACAUCACGCCGCAGCUGUGGUAGGCCAGGCGGUUGCUGUCGAGACCGACCAGCAGCCUCAAGCCGCGAGAGCUCAGCAGAUGGCGCAUCCAGCGACGCUACCAAGAGCAGUCAUGAUACCACAUCCAACACCAGCGACGAGAUUGAUGUCGCCGGCGCAGAAUACGCAAAACCAAUAAGACAACGCGAACGGAACCCGUUGCCAGGGGAAGAAGGCGAGGGCACAAAAGCCGGCACCAAUGUCGACGCUGAACCUCCCAAGAGCGAUGACGGGCGUCUCAAGGCCACCUUUGCUCCAUAUGUGCCAGGAACGGAGCUCAUCUAUCCACCAGCUCUGCGGAAGUUUCAAGCGGAACCCGUUUGCUACGGCAACUCCACCGCGAUAUGGCUCCGACCAACGACUCUCGAUCAAGUAUUGAGGAUCAAAGACCUGGAACCGACAGCAAAAGUAGUUGCAGGAUCAAGUGAGGUGCAAGUCGAGAUCAGGUUCAAGAACUCCAAAUUUGUGAUCUCGGUCUUCAUUGGUGACCUCCCUGAGCUCACAGCCACCGCUGUGCCGGAAACACCAGAGGACCUUGCAAGUCUGAAAGAGCUCAUUAUUGGUGCAAACACAUCCUUGACAGAGGUCGAGUCGGUCUGUCAGUCCCUUUCUCAGAAGCUCGGACGACGAGGUUUAGUGCUUGAGGCGUGCAGAAAACAGCUGCGGUACUUUGCCGGCCGGCAGAUUAGGAACGCGGCUUCGCUCGCUGGCAACCUUGCCACGGCUUCCCCGAUCUCAGACUUGAAUCCAGUCCUGCUUGCCGCUGGCGCGACAGUGGUCGCAAAGAGUCAUCAUGAAGGCGAGAUGAUGCUACCAAUGGCCAGCUUCUUCAAAUCUUACCGCACCACUGCUCUACCAGCCAAUGCUCUCAUUACCAGCAUUCGUAUUCCUCUCCCUUCUCAGGAAGAACGACAGAUUUUCAAAGCCUACAAGCAAGCGAAGAGGAAGGACGACGAUAUUGCAAUUGUCACCGCCGCUUUCUGUGUAAGGCUUGAUGAGUCCGGCAAAGUGGAACAUAUUGCUCUGGCAUACGGGGGUAUGGCACCGCUCACGGUCCUAGCAAAACGUUCUAUGGCCGUGCUACAAGGGCAGCCCUGGUAUGAUUCAAGAACUCUGGAUGCAGGCAUGAAAGCAAUCUCCCAAGACUUCAACCUGCCUUUCGGUGUGCCAGGCGGCAUGGCCACCUACCGGAAGACGCUUGCUAUGUCCUUCUUCUUCCGAUUCUGGCAUGAGGUCGUCGUCGACCUGGAGCUGGGGCAGGUGGACAAGGAUCUCAUCGAAGAGAUCCACAGAAACAUUUCUUCUGGCACACGAGACAACUACAACCCCCACGAACAACGUGUAGUCGGCAAACAAAUCCCACACUUAUCAGGUCUGAAGCAAGCGACUGGUGAGGCAGAAUACGUCGACGACAUUCCACACCAGAACCGCGAGCUCUACGGUGCCUUUGUAUUCUCGCCGAGGGGCCAUGCAAGAAUCGUCAGCAUUGACUGGACACCCGCGAUUGGUCCAGGCCUCGCCCUAGGCUAUGUCGACCGUACAUCAAUCACUCCAGCGCAGAAUCGAUGGGGCUCGAUUCGGAAGGAUGAACCCGUCUUUGCUGAAGACGAAGUCGAAUCGCAUGGUCAAGCUAUAGGGCUUGUCUAUGCUGAGACCCAACUCCAAGCUCAAGCUGCCGCCAAGCUCGUGAAGAUUGCGUGGGAAGACUUGCCCACUAUCCUUACCAUCGACGAGGCCAUCGAGGCUAACAGCUUCUAUUCACACGGAAAAAUGCUUAAAAAGGGUGCCGCUAUCGAAGGAGACAUGAAUGAAAUCUUCGCCAAGUGUGACAGGGUGUUCGAAGGCGUCAUCAGAAUGGGCGGUCAAGAGCACUUCUAUCUCGAAACAAACGCUGCUCUCGUAGUGCCCCACACCGAGGAUGGCAGUAUGGACGUCUGGACAUCAACCCAGAACACUAUGGAAACUCAAGAGUUUGUCAGCCACGUCACUGGAGUUCCAUCUAACCGUAUCAACGCCCGGGUCAGACGCCUUGGGGGCGGCUUCGGUGGCAAAGAAUCCCGCAGCGUGCCUAUCGCCUGCGCGCUUGCCAUAGCUGCCAAGAAGGAGAAGCGUCCUAUACGUUGUAUGCUCACCCGCGAAGAGGAUAUGAUGACUUCUGGUCAGCGACAUCCAUUCCAAGCACGCUGGAAGGUUGGCGUCAUGAACGAUGGCACCCUUGUUGCCCUCGAUUGCGACCUAUACAACAAUGCUGGGUUUAGUUACGACAUGAGUGCGGCUGUCAUGGACCGUGCGUGCACUCAUGUUGAUAGCUGCUACAACUUUCCGCAUGCAUGGAUCCGUGGCCAUGUCUGCAAGACCAACACACACAGCAACACCGCUUUCCGCGGCUUUGGUGGCCCACAAGCCAUGUUCAUCACGGAGACCUACAUGACUGCUGUUGCAGAUGGUCUAGGUAUGUCUGUAGAUGACCUGCGAGUCAAGAAUCUCUACAAGGAGAAUGAUCGUACGCCUUUCCUCCAGAGGAUUGAUCAAGACUGGCAUAUCCCUCGGUUGAUGGACCUCACACGAAAGGAGUGUGACUACGAUGCUCGUCAUACAGCCAUCGAGUCAUUCAACGCAUCUCACAAGUGGAAAAAGCGUGGCAUCUGCCUAAUUCCCGUCAAGUUCGGAAUCUCCUUCGCGACCGCGGUACACCUCAACCAGGCCAGCGCCAACGUCAAGAUUUACGCCGACGGCUCUGUUCUGCUUAACCAUGCCGGAACAGAAAUGGGUCAAGGACUUUACACGAAGAUGUGCCAGGUCGCCGCGCAAGAGCUGAAAGUACCCAUCGAUGCCGUCUACACCCAGGACACCGCAACAUACAGUACCGCCAACGCCUCCCCAACCGCUGCCUCAUCUGGCUCCGACCUGAACGGCAUGGCAAUCCUGGACGCCUGCACCCAGCUCAACGAGCGGCUGGCGCCGUACUGGGAGAAGUUUGGCGCCGGUGCCACAAUGAAGCAGGUCGCGCACGCUGCGUAUCUGGACCGUGUCAACUUGAGCGCGACUGGCUUCUGGAAGAUGCCGCGUGUGGGUUACAAGUGGGGCAACUACGACGCCAACUCCGUGCUGCCGAUGUACUACUACUUCACGCAGGGUGUCGCCUGUACUGAGGUGGAGUUGGACCUGCUGACCGGCGACCACACCGUUCUACGGACCGAUAUCAAGAUGGAUGUCGGUCGCUCCAUCAACCCUGCAAUUGACUAUGGCCAGAUUGAGGGCGCAUUUGUGCAGGGGCAAGGGCUGUUCACUAUGGAGGAGAGCCUGUGGACGAAGCAGGGCCAGCUGUUCACGAGGGGUCCAGGAACAUAUAAGAUCCCGGGUUUCGCGGAUAUCCCACAGGUGUUCAACGUAAGUUUCUUGCAAGGAGAAGAUUGGAGCCCGCUGCGGACCAUUCAGAGCAGUAAGGGAAUCGGCGAGCCGCCUUUGUUCUUGGGUGCGACAGUUCUGUUUGCGCUGCGAGAGGCGCUCAAGGCGGCGAGAAAGCAGAACGGUGUGACCGAGACGUUGGUUCUGGAUAGUCCGGCGACAGCGGAGCGCUUGCGGCUGGCAGUAGGGGACGAUAUCUUGAAGAUGGGGACAGUGCAGAAGAAGGAAGGCGAAAGCAACUUCUUUGUCAGUGUUGCAUAG
Messenger RNA from Cyphellophora europaea CBS 101466, 4386 nucleotides. Its product is annotated as xanthine dehydrogenase, molybdopterin binding subunit. Gene Ontology annotation, molecular function: oxidoreductase activity; 2 iron, 2 sulfur cluster binding; iron ion binding. The transcript has a single exon. The record is from RefSeq and is a predicted model, not a curated record. NCBI's taxonomy places the organism in Eukaryota, Fungi, Ascomycota, Eurotiomycetes, Chaetothyriales, Cyphellophoraceae. The coding region runs from base 1 to 4386 and encodes 1461 amino acids.